AUGAAACUGUUACUUACUUUCGGCCUAAUUUGUACUUUUGCCUUGUGCCAAGCGGAUCUCUUGACACCUGUCAAUCCGCAAGAUGGCAUCUAUCAGGCACCCCGUAUUUUUUACGGUUACGUUGCUCAGGCACGCCAAUUUCCGCACAUGUGUAGCUUACUUAACCGCAAAACAACCGGAUCGUAUACCCUUUGCGGUGGCUCAUUAAUUUCGCAAAAGCAUAUUUUGACGGCGGCUCAUUGUGUGAACAGUGUUGUUUCGACGACAGUUGGAUGCGGCACCGUUGAACGGAAUAAGCCUUAUUUGCAAGUCGUUUCGUCGAAAUUUAUCGCGCAUCCACAAUACAAUCCAACGACUUUAAAUAAUGACAUUGCAAUUUGGACCCUGCCUAUUACAAUUACUUAUGAUGCUUAUGUCAAGGCAAUUCGUUUACCAACUGUGGCUCAAGCAACUGUCAGUUUUAAUGGGGUAAUGACAACUGUUUCUGGAUUUGGUCGUUACAGUGUUUCAGUGUCUUCUUCUUCGCAAAUUCUUCGUUAUGUCAAUCUUCGAGUCAUUUCCAAUGCGGAUUGUGCAGUAAACUACGGAUCGCAUGUAAUUGUGGAUUCGUCAAUUUGCGCUCUCGGCUAUGAAUUUGAUGAGCAAAGUACAUGCAGCGGAGAUUCGGGAUCCCCGAUGAUCAUUCAAGAAGGUUCAGAAAAUACCCAAAUCGGGGUAACUUCGUUUGUAUCGUCGAAGGGAUGCGGAUCCGAUCGUCCUACAGGAUUUGUUCGUACAGCAUCUUUCUUGUUCUGGAUCAAUGAAGUUACGGGUAUUCCAGUUCGUUAUUCUUAAUUU
This is a messenger RNA of Culicoides brevitarsis, 837 nucleotides long. RefSeq names its product collagenase-like. Gene Ontology annotation, biological process: proteolysis. The transcript has 2 exons. NCBI's taxonomy places the organism in Eukaryota, Metazoa, Arthropoda, Insecta, Diptera, Ceratopogonidae. The record is from RefSeq and is a predicted model, not a curated record. Gene Ontology annotation, molecular function: serine-type endopeptidase activity. Bases 1 to 834 code for a protein of 277 amino acids.